AUGGCUCCCAAACCAGAUACUCCUUUCCGCUCUGCGGACAUGAGCAUGGUUCAGCUCUAUGUCUCCAAUGAAAUCGGUCGUGAAGUUGUUACGGCGCUCGGUGAGCUUGGCCUUUGCCAAUUCCGCGAUCUCAACAAGAAUGUCAGCGCUUUCCAGCGCACUUUCACCCAGGAGAUUCGACGUCUUGAUAAUGUUGAGCGACAGCUGCGAUACUUUUACGCUCAGAUGGACAAGAUUGGUAUCCCGCUCAGGAAGCUGGACCUCGACGUUGAGAGACUUGCAUCGCCAUCGACUUCCGAAAUCGACGAGCUUGCCGAGCGAAGCCAGAAGCUGGAACAGCGUGUCUCUGCCCUGAACGAGAGUUACGAGACUCUGAAGAAGCGCGAGGGCGACUUGACCGAGUGGCGAUGGGUUCUUCGCGAGGCCGGCAGUUUCUUCGACCGCGCCCAUGGAAACGUUGAGGAGAUUCGCGCUUCUACUGAUAACGACGAUGCACCUCUGCUGUCCGACAUCGAGAACAACCACAGUGCCCCUGACGCCGAGCGCUCAUUCUCUGGCAUGAACAUUGGCUUUGUCGCUGGAGUUAUUGCUAGAGACAGAGUCGCUUCAUUCGAGCGUAUCCUUUGGCGAACCCUUCGUGGUAACCUUUACAUGAACCAGUCUGAGAUCCCUGAGCCUUUGAUUGAUCCUACCAACAACGAAUCGAUUCACAAGAACGUUUUCGUCAUCUUUGCUCACGGCAAGGAGAUUCUCAACAAGAUCCGCAAGAUCUCGGAGUCCAUGGGCGCUGAUGUCUACAACGUCGAUGAGAACAGCGACCUUCGACGUGACCAGAUCCACGAGGUCAACAACCGUCUGGAGGAUGUCCAGAACGUCCUUCAGAACACCCAGGCCACUCUCCAGGCAGAGCUCAACCAGAUCUCCCAGUCGCUUUCGGCCUGGAUGGUCCUCGUCGCCAAGGAGAAGGCUGUAUAUGACGCGCUCAACAACUUUUCUUACGAUAGCGCUCGACGAACCCUCAUUGCCGAGGCCUGGGUUCCUACCAAUGAUCUUCCCUUGAUCAGGACAACCCUUCAGGACGUUACUAACAGAGCUGGUCUCUCCGUCCCUUCCAUCAUCAAUAAGAUCCAAACCAACAAGACUCCGCCAACUUACCUGAAGACCAACAAGAUUACUGAAGGUUUCCAGACCAUUGUUAAUGCUUACGGAACCGCUACAUACCAGGAAGUCAACCCGGCCAUCCCUGUCUUUGUUACUUUCCCUUUCCUUUUUGCUGUCAUGUUCGGUGAUUUUGGCCACGCCAUUAUCAUGCUUUCGGCAGCCCUCGCUAUGAUCUACUGGGAGAAGUCGCUGAAGAAGGUUAGCUUUGAGCUUUUCGCCAUGAUCUUCUACGGUCGAUACAUCGCCCUUGUCAUGGCCGUCUUCUCCGUCUUCACUGGUCUCGUCUACAACGAUGUUUUCUCUAUGUCUAUGACUCUCUUCGAGAGUGCAUGGGAGUUCAAGAAGCCUGACGGAUACACCAACACCACUUCCAUCACCGCUACCUUGAACGAGGAUGGUUACCGCUACCCCUUUGGUCUGGAUUAUGCUUGGCACGGUAGUGAGAACGAUCUUCUCUUCAGCAACAGUUUGAAGAUGAAGAUGAGUAUCAUCCUGGGUUGGGCUCACAUGACCUACUCGCUCUGCUUCGCUUACAUCAAUGCUCGUCACUUCAAGAAGCCCAUCGAUAUCUGGGGUAACUUUGUCCCUGGCAUGAUCUUCUUCCAGUCUAUCUUCGGUUACCUCGUUGGAUGUAUCAUCUACAAGUGGUCCGUCGAUUGGAUGGGUACUGGCCGCCAGCCUCCUGGUCUGCUGAACAUGCUCAUCUACAUGUUCCUCCAGCCUGGAACCAUUCCCGAUGGCGAACAGCUCUACCCUGGACAGUCAGUUGUUCAAGUUAUCCUGUUGCUCUUGGCUUUCGCCCAGGUCCCCAUUCUUCUGCUCCUCAAGCCUCUCUACCUUCGAUGGGAGAACAACCGAGCACGUGCGAAGGGUUACCGUAGUAUAGGUGAAACUUCCCGAGUUAGUGCUUUGGAUGGCGAUGAUGAUGAUGCUGCCAAUGGUCAUGGCAACAGCUUUGACGAAGAUGGCGAGGGAGUUGCUAUGAUCUCUCAGAACAUUGAUGAGGAGCAUGAGGAGUUUGAGUUUAGUGAGGUUAUGAUUCACCAAGUCAUUCACACUAUUGCCAUUGCUAUUCUCGUGUGUAUGGAGGGUACCAGUGCCAUGUUGCACUCCCUUCGUCUCGCUUGGGUCGAGUCGUUCUCCAAGUUCGCUGAGUUUGCGGGUUGGCCUUUUGCGCCUUUCUCGUUCAACACUCUGCUGGAAGAGUCGGAAGAGCUCAAGGAUUACUUGGGUUAA
Fusarium sp. VM40 is the source of this 2397-nucleotide messenger RNA. The record is from the annotation of a GenBank genome assembly. Lineage: Eukaryota; Fungi; Ascomycota; Sordariomycetes; Hypocreales; Nectriaceae.